AUGGAGCGCUUCUUGGGCUUUGUCAAGCAGAUACGAAGAUCGAGAAGAAGAAAAGGCAAAAAGUACCGGCCAGAGGAGGAUUACCACGAGGGCUAUGAGGAUGUCUACUAUUAUGCCUCAGAACAUUUUCGAAAUGAGAGUCCUUACACAAAAUCUGCAAACCAGGCAAAGGCACCUGAUGGAGCACUGUCUGUGAGGAGACAGAGUAUUCCAGAGGAAUUCAAGGGCUCAACAAUAGUUGAAUUAAUGAAAAAAGAAGGCACCACCCUAGGGCUCACAGUAUCGGGUGGUAUUGACAAGGAUGGGAAACCAAGAGUAUCUAACCUUCGACAAGGAGGAAUCGCUGCGAGGAGCGACCAGCUGGAUGUAGGAGACUACAUCAAAUCUGUGAAUGGAAUCAACCUGACCAAAUUUCGCCAUGAUGAGAUCAUCAGCCUGCUCAAGAAUGUUGGUGAAAGGGUUGUGUUAGAAGUGGAGUAUGAACUGCCUCCAAUCUCUGUACAAGGAUCAGGUCUCAUCUUUAGAACUGUGGAAGUUACUUUACAUAAAGAAGGGAACACUUUUGGAUUUGUAAUAAGAGGUGGAGCACACGAUGACAGAAAUAAAUCUCGUCCUGUAGUAAUAACAUGUGUCAGACCUGGAGGGCCUGCUGACAGAGAGGGCACAAUCAAGCCUGGGGACAGGCUGCUGAGUGUGGAUGGGAUUCGACUGUUGGGAACAACACAUGCUGAAGCCAUGAGUAUUCUCAAGCAGUGCGGGCAGGAGGCGACUCUGCUGGUUGAAUACGAUGUCUCAGUGAUGGAUUCAGUAGCAACAGCUUCUGGGCCACUGCUAGUUGAAGUUGCCAAAACUCCUGGUGCUGCUCUUGGGGUUGCACUAACUACCUCGAUGUGCUGCAACAAACAGGUCAUUGUCAUAGACAAAAUCAAAUCUGCAAGUAUUGCAGACAGAUGUGGUGCAUUACAUGUAGGAGACCAUAUUCUGUCCAUUGAUGGCACCAGCAUGGAGUACUGUACACUGGCGGAAGCAACGCAGUUUUUGGCUAAUGCAGCUGAUAAUGUCAAACUGGAGAUCCUUCCCCACCACCAGACACGGCUAGCACUGAAAGGCCCAGAGCACGUGAAGGUUGAAAGGAGCAACAGACAACUUACCUGGGAUUCGUGUGCCAGCAGCCAGAGCAGCCUCCUCACCUACCACCAUUAUAACACCUACCACCCUGACCAUUGCAGGAUGCCAGCCUUGAAAUUCCAGAAAGCGCCUCCUCAAAAAAGCCUUCCUCUGGUGUCUUCAUCCUUCUCUCCUACCUCCAUGAGUGCAUACAGCCUGAGUUCCCUCAACAUGGGGACCUUACCUCGCAGCCUCUACUCCACCAGCCCACGUGGGACAAUGAUGAGGCGGAGGAUGAAAAAGAAGGACUUCAAAAGCUCCUUGUCUUUAGCCUCUAGCACUGUUGGUUUGGCUGGACAGGUCGUCCACACAGAAACCACAGAAGUGGUGCUGACAGCUGACCCCGUAGUGGGGUUUGGGAUCCAGCUCCAGGGCAGUGUGUUUGCUACUGAGACCUUGUCCUCCCCACCUCUCAUUUCCUACAUCGAGGCCGACAGUCCAGCAGAAAGGUGUGGGGUGCUGCAAAUAGGAGACAGAAUAGUGUCAAUAAAUGGUGUCCCUACAGAAGACAGCACGUUUGAUGAGGCCAAUCAACUGCUCAGAGACUCCUCUAUCACCAACAAGGUCACUUUGGAAAUAGAAUUUGAUGUUGCAGAAUCAGUUAUACCAAGCAGUGGAACAUUUCAUGUGAAACUACCAAAGAAGCAUAAUGUGGAACUUGGCAUCACCAUAAGUUCUCCAUCAAGUAGAAAACCAGGGGACCCUCUGGUUAUUUCUGAUAUCAAGAAAGGAAGUGUUGCUCACAGAACUGGGACACUGGAGCUGGGUGAUAAGUUGCUGGCAAUAGACAAUAUUCGACUUGACAACUGCUCAAUGGAAGAUGCUGUCCAGAUCCUCCAGCACUGCGAGGACCUUGUCAAGUUAAAGAUCCGCAAGGACGAAGAUAAUUCUGAUGAGCAGGAGAGCUCUGGAGCAAUUAUUUAUACCGUUGAGCUCAAGCGCUAUGGUGGGCCUCUUGGAAUUACAAUCUCUGGUACUGAAGAACCCUUUGAUCCCAUAAUCAUUUCCAGCCUCACGAAAGGAGGAUUAGCUGAAAGGACUGGGGCAAUUCACAUAGGAGACAGAAUCCUAGCAAUAAAUAGUAGCAGUCUGAAAGGAAAACCUUUGAGUGAAGCCAUUCAUUUGUUACAGAUGGCAGGAGAAACUGUCACCUUGAAAAUCAAGAAGCAAACAGAUGCUACCAGUCCCAAGAAAUUUUCUGUGCCUGUGGGUCACGUGAGUGAGCUGAGCGAUGCUGAAGAGGAAAGCUCUGCUGCACAGAAGGCUGGCAAGCUCUCAGACCUCUAUUGCACUGCAGUCCCGAGUGUCGACAGCGCAGUGGAGUCGUGGGAUGGCUCUGGCAUUGAUACCAGCUUUGGAAACCAAGGACACACCUAUCAGGCUUCAGGAUACAGCUUCAACACCUAUGAAUGGAGGAGUCCCAAGCAGGGCAGUUUGUCCCCUCCAGGCAAACCGCGGAGCCACCCAUUCCAUGAUCCAGGGCUGAGUGACGACGAGUGGGACCGACCUGCAGCAAGCACCACAGCUUCCAAGAAUAUGUGGCAACAGAAGGAGACUGAGACAUUGGGAGAGAAUCAAGAAAACCAUUUAAAGCAACCAUCUGUAGAAAGAUCAGGUGGAGAGAGCAUCAGGAAGAAAGAGGGAAAGAUGUGGAAAGGUGCCUCUGGAGGGCAAAAGAAAGGUGGGGGACAGCUGGAAGAGUGGAAUACUUCCAGCUUCACAGGUACCCAUGAUAACACCGAGGCUGACCAGGAGGAAAAUUUCUGGUCUCAGGCUCUGGAGGAUUUAGAGACCUGUGGCCAGUCAGGAAUUCUGAGGGAACUAGAGGCCACAAUCAUGUCAGGAAGUACAAUGAGUUUGAAUCAUGAGAACCCACAACCUCGUAACCAGCUGGGAAGACAAGCCAGCUUCCAGGAAAGAAGCUCUGUAAGGCCACAUUACAGUCAAGCUACUCGUAGCAACACAUUGCCAUCAGAUGUGGGGAGAAAGUCCAUGGUUCUGAGAAAAUUUAAGCAAGAAAUGAAAGAAAUCAUGUCACCAACUCCUGUGGAGUUACACAAGGUAACUUUGUACAAGGACUCUGAUGGAGAAGACUUUGGGUUCAGUGUCUCAGAUGGUUUAUUGGAAAAAGGAGUGUAUGUUAAAAACAUUCGACCAGCUGGCCCUGGUGAUCUGGGAGGUUUAAAACCAUAUGACAGACUUCUACAGGUAAACCACGUUCGCACCAGAGACUUUGACUGCUGUUUGGUUGUGCCCCUCAUCGCAGAAUCUGGCAAUAAGCUGGAACUGGUCAUUAGCAGAAACCCCCUGGCAUCUCAGAAAGGAAGCUCAGAACAGCAGACUUCAGGGAGUGGGGAGUGGAGCGACCCGAACGCUGCCUUCCUUCAGCAGAGCGGACACAGCAGUGUCAGCACGGAGACACGGGACCCUACAAACACCUUAUAGCAGAAACCACUGGAGCGCGACGUUCGGCAACUAAAGACAAUUAUGGUGCUAAAUCCAUUCAAGAUUUCUCUGAGACUGAGGCUCAGAUGCUGUACAGCACUGAAAAGCACAGGAGGUCAGUUGGUCUGUCUCAAGGCUUCUAUUAAUCCACAGUUACUUUGGAAUUAGUUUCAUUCUUCAUUAAGUCAUUUUCCAUUCUAAGCAAUCUAGGACUAGUAACAGUAAAAAAAAAAAAAACCACAUAAAGGGCCUUUUUUUUCCCCAAAUAAGAAACUGGGGAGAUGCUUUAAACAUGAUCUAAAUGUUCUUCUCCCUUCAGCAACAGCAGCUGUUUGAGGGAAAAACAUGGAGUUAACCUCUGCUAACAAACAGUAGUGUCCAGGUUACGCUGUUUUUAAAAAUCCUUUCAAGAGGAAGGUGCUGCUGUCUGAUGGACAAGGCAGAGUGCUUACUGCACUGGGUUUUCCUGGGAAAUGGCUGCAUCUCUGAUUUUGGAAACCUUUAUUCGCUGGCGAGAUGGGCGCACUCAUUAGACAAAGCAGGGUUUAGAUGCUAUAACAAAAUGCUUGCAGGAAGCUGCAGUUUGCAUUGAACAUUGCUCCCCACUUCAGCAAACUUUGUUAGAACAUAUGUUAUUCCCUAUGCAAUGAAAUAUUUAAUGGUAUGUCUUGCAACCUGUGGGGAUUUUUAAGCAGAGACUUUUUUAGUGGGAUAAAAUCUCUGAUGAGGGAGUAAUGAAAAGAGUGAAACUAAAAUCAGUUCAGACAAACUAGAAAGGUUUUUUAAAAGAAAAUGGCUUUUUUAAAAUUAUGUCAGUGGAGAUUGAUACAAAAGCUCUUUAAUGAUCCAUAAACCUAUAAACUUGUACUGUCACAAAUGAGCUUUUUAAAUCAAUCAGUUUCUUGAAGGAAGAAAGGUCCUAUUUAAUAUGCUUUGUUUUCAGCCUUCUUUAUGAUAAACAUUACCCCCUACAACACAUUUUUAGAAUAUAAAACUGUAAAUAUAUUUUACAAACACAUCACACAAAUUGUCUCCUCUCCCCUCUUCCCCCAAGCAAUAAAAUACUGCCAGUUGCUUUAUAUGCUCACCAGCAGCUGCAUUGGUUUAUUCUGGUAUUCAAGUUGUUAUUGGUAAUUAUUGUUAUUGGUGAAUAUAAAGAUACUGGAUUUGUACAUUUGUAGAUUCUCCAUAUCUAAGCAAUCACCUUACAGAGUUGUUUCUGGUCAAUUUAAACUGUUUAAUGUAUCCCUGUUGCUGUUUCCAAUGCAUAAACAAGCUCACCUGCCCUGCACACACACAAGUAACUCUGAUUUCUAUUUCAGCACUGCCAGAGAAGGUCAGAAUGACAUUAUAGGCUGAAUCAUGUUAAAAAAAAAAAAAAAAAAACAAAAACUCCCAGGUUCAUGAGUCACUUAAAUAUGUAUUUUUAUUUGUAACAAAUAAGUAUUAAACUGUAAAGUAUUUUUGUACAAAUUUAAUACUUUAAUAGCAUGAUAUUUAUCGUCUAUGUUAUGUUUUUUGAAAUUCAAACUGUUGCAAAUAUUUGUAUGGAAAAACUGUAUAAAUUGAAAUAAACAGUGAUUUGAAGACAUUAAAAAUGAGGUAGAGUUUUUCUACUUCAUAUUUUUCCCAGUUUUUUUCCCAGAGUUUUAGAAAAAAAAUACCAUUUUUAUAUUUGUGGUAUACUUUUUCCUACCAUAAGUGAUAAGAAAAAAUUGUAGAAGGUAAGCAGGUUCUCCACAUUUUAUUACAAUGUGUCUGAUGUUUGAUUCAACAUUCAGUUAUUAAUCUCAAAACUGCAAUGCAGCAAGUCCCACAGUACACAUGAGAAAGCUGAAAGUGGAAUGUUCUUUGAACUCUGAUUUGGAGUUUUGCUUUUCUUAGCAAGAUCAUCAUCAGCACAGAACUAUUAGCUAAAGCAGGAGUGGCAAGUUCUACAUCAUAGAAAAAGUUUUCUAUGUCCCUGAUUGUAACUUUCUUGUUAUGUCUGUAACAAGAUUAAAACACAUAAUCCAUCAAGGCUUCAUGGCCACAAAUCUGCCACAUCAGAAAAACCGAGACCCCUUUGUAAACUGUUUUUUUUUUUUCCUCAAGGAAUCUAUAGUUUUGGCACAUCAGUAAAGAGCAUCUCAUCAAUAUUGUAGCAUUCGGAGAUGGAUAAAUCUUGGUAUGGAAAACUAGGAGUCUUUAAACCAAAAUACAUCCUUGUGUAUUUUUUAAGGGAACAUCUGGAACCUCAAAGUCCUGUAAGUCCAUUCUUCAGCAAAACCAAAGAAUUACAUGGUUUUUGGUGGCCAGCACACCAGUGAAUCUACUAAAAAUGGAUCACUGAAAAUUUGAGAGGCUCAGCAUAAAACAAGCUGUUCUUCACAGAA
This is a messenger RNA of Serinus canaria (Common canary), 5987 nucleotides long. RefSeq names its product glutamate receptor interacting protein 1 (gene GRIP1). The coding region runs from base 1 to 3612 and encodes 1203 amino acids. The record is from RefSeq and is a predicted model, not a curated record. Gene Ontology annotation, biological process: neurotransmitter receptor transport, endosome to postsynaptic membrane. NCBI's taxonomy places the organism in Eukaryota, Metazoa, Chordata, Aves, Passeriformes, Fringillidae. Gene Ontology annotation, molecular function: nuclear glucocorticoid receptor binding. The transcript is spliced from 25 exons.